Molecule: messenger RNA, 899 nt
Organism: Chelonus insularis
Lineage: Eukaryota; Metazoa; Arthropoda; Insecta; Hymenoptera; Braconidae
Product: putative gustatory receptor 28b
Exons: 4
Coding region: 1-891 (296 amino acids)
Biological process (GO): male courtship behavior; chemosensory behavior; sensory perception of taste
Cellular component (GO): dendrite; neuronal cell body; axon
Source: RefSeq, a predicted model, not a curated record
AUGCAACAGUAUGGAAUGGAAAAUGACAAUGGAUUAGUAAAAAAAUUUCAAAUAUUCUCACUUAUUGUUACUAUUGUCUUAGGACCUUUUUCUCUGGUUUGUCAUGCAGUUUAUUACUAUUACAUCCGCCCAGAAGAUCUCUUUGCAUCGGAUCUAUUGUUAUAUCAUACCAUUGCUCAAUCACUUGCAAUGAACUUUAGUUUCGAUCUGAUUGUUUUGGUAAUCUACUGCAAAUUCAAGGCGGUGAAUAAGAGAAUUAAUCAAAUCAAUGAUCAAUAUACUGCUGCAUUGAUAGUUACAGAAAUUCGCCGAGUUCGUGAAGUUCAUCAUGAUAUUUGCGAUGUUGUGAGGUUUGUUAAUAAUAUUCAUGGAGUCCACCUACUUUUGAGUUCUUUAAAUGCAUUCACCAUGGUCGUUGCCACGCUUUUUAGAAUCUACAUGGGUGUAGUCGAAGGAAAAAAUAUGUUUAUAAUGAUAAAUAAUAUUAUAUGGCUUACUUAUACAGCUGAGCUUGCUGUAACUUGCUUUAUAAGUACUUUAGCAUGUAAAGAAUCAUUCGAAACAAUAAUAAUAAUGAGUAGAAUUGUAUCUAGACGAAUUUCAAGAUGUCCACGUUCUUAUGAUUUUUAUUCCAUUGGAAACCCACAAGCUGCUGAUGCAACUGAAAUCUCUCUAAGACGUGAAAUUUCUGAUUUUUCAUUACAACUUUAUCACUGCGAUGUCACUUUUAGUGCUUGUGAAUUUUUUGUCAUAAACAAUAAAUUAUUACGAAGCUUCAUUGGAGUUAUUACCACUUAUUUGAUAAUUCUUGUACAAUUUUAUGUACCAGAAGGAAAUAAUGAACUUAAAAUGAACACAACAACUGAAUCUUUGGAAGCUUCAAUCUUAUAAACAAUUUU